AUGGCUUUCCGGGCUAGAGCCGGGGUGCAGCUGGCGGGCCUCCUGCUCGCGGCGCUGGGCUGGGUGCUCACCUGUCUCACCACCUACCUGCCGCUCUGGAAAAAUCGCAACCUGGACCUAAACGAGAUGGAGAACUGGACCCUGGGGCUCUGGCAGGCGUGCGUGGUCCAGGAGGAAGUGGGCAGACAGUGCAAGGUCUUCGAGUCCUUCCUGGCGCUGCCUGCCGAGCUGAGGAUCUCCAGGAUCUUGAUGUUCGUGUCCCACGGGCUGGGCGUGCUGGGCCUGCUGCUGUCCGCGCUGGGCCUGGACUGCCUGCGGGUCGGUGAGAGGCCGCCGGGGCUCAAGAAGCGGCUGCUGGUGUUGGGCGGCCUCCUGCUGUGGACGGCGGGCGUGGCGGCGCUGGUGCCCGUGUCCUGGGUGGCGUACGGGACUGUGCGGGAGUUCUGGGACGAGGCCAUCCCCGAGAUCGUGCCCAGGUGGGAGCUGGGCGACGCCCUCUUCCUGGGCUGGUUCGGGGGCCUGUGUCUUCUCCUGGGAGGGGGUCUACUCAACUGUGCUGCCUGCUUGGGCCCGGGGGUCCCCCCUGCGGGCCACUACACGGCAGUAGGAGCUCAGUGUCCCCCCAGAACAGGUGGCCCUGAAACUUGGCUCCCCGAGAAUCUGAGCCAGGAAGCGUCUGCGCUCAGCUCUGCAACUCAGUGA
Molecule: messenger RNA, 702 nt
Organism: Sorex araneus (European shrew)
Lineage: Eukaryota; Metazoa; Chordata; Mammalia; Eulipotyphla; Soricidae
Product: putative claudin-24
Exons: 1
Coding region: 1-702 (233 amino acids)
Biological process (GO): cell adhesion; bicellular tight junction assembly
Cellular component (GO): bicellular tight junction; plasma membrane
Molecular function (GO): structural molecule activity
Source: RefSeq, a predicted model, not a curated record